GCAGCUAGAAAAUGGUUGGUUGUGGUUUUGUGACUUUUGUCCCUCACCGAAAUAAGUAUCCUCAACCUCUAUCGCUUGUAACUUGUCCCUCUUGCUUGUUAACUAACCGAAGCAAGGUACAGGAAUGGAGGUCGCCGGCGAUUCAACCUACAUCACUCCAUCGACCUACAACCGCUACCAAGAGCUAAGAGACUUCGAUGAAUCGAAAUCGGGCGUGAAAGGCCUGUUUGAUUCUGGCCUCGCUAAAAUCCCGAGAAUCUUCGUCCGACCAGCAGAAGAGAUUGCCCGUGACCAAUCCAAAUCUAGAGCCACUGGACUCCAAAUCCCGAUCAUCAGCCUCGAGAAUCUCGCUGUGAAUCGGCCAGGGACGGUGGCGCAAGUCCUCGAGGCGGCGCGUGAGGUCGGCUUCUUCCAGGUUUUGAACCACGGGAUACCGCAGAGCAUAUUGGAAGGGACGUUUGUGGCGGCGCGUGCCUUCCACGAGCUGCCGAAGGAGGUCAAGGCCGAGUACUACGGCCGGGAGGGCAAGAGAAGGGUGAAAUUUUCCUGCAACUUCAACCUGUACAAGUCAAGGCAUGCGCAUUGGAGGGACACUUGGGUCUGCCAUAUGGAACCCGAGCCGCUUGAUCCCGCGGAGUUGCCUCUUGUUUGUAGGGACGCGAUAAUGGAGUACUCCAAACGAAUGAAGGUGCUGGCGACCAUUUUGCUCGAAUUGCUAUCGGAAGCUCUUGGCCUCAAGCCGGACUACCUUGUCAACAUGGAUUGUGCUAAAGGGCAUGCUCUUCUCUAUCACUAUGCCCCGGCCUGCCCCGAGCCCAAUCUUACUCUGGCUACUCGCCAUCAUUCCGAUCCUGACUUCUUCACGAUCCUUCUACAAGACGAUACCGGCGGGCUUCAAGUUUAUUACCGGGAUCAGUGGGUCGAUGUCCCUCCUGUCGCGGGUGCUCUAGUUGUCAACAUUGGAGAUCUCCUCCAGCUUAUGUCGAACAACAUUUUCAAAAGUGUCGAGCACCGAGUGCUGUCGAAAGAUGUCGGGCCAAGGCUAUCCAUCGCCUGCUUCUUCGCUCUUUAUGAAGAUCCAACGUCCAAGGUGUACGGGCCGAUAAAGGAGCUGGUGUCGAAAGAUAGGCCGGCUUUGUACCGCGAGAUCACCCUCGGAGAGUUCAUGACGCACUAUUACUCGAAGGGGCUCGACGGCCAAUCCGCUCUUGCACCUUUCAGAUUGCCGAGCUAGACAUUGGAAUGCAAGGUUAGAUUGGUUCUGGAAUUUUAUGUAAUAACUCGGUGGAUGCAAGCACAAAAAUGGAAUAUUUUCACGAUGAUUAGAGAACAUGCUAGUAAUUAGAAGCCAUGAUUUAGAAUCAAGAGGUGAAAGAAAUUAAUAAUCGUUGUGAAAAUUAUACUAUUUACCUUGUUCUUUCAUCAAAUAGUUCAUCUUCGUGCUAUUUUCAUUGACCUUAAAA
Syzygium oleosum is the source of this 1463-nucleotide messenger RNA. Its product is annotated as 1-aminocyclopropane-1-carboxylate oxidase homolog 6-like. Bases 125 to 1234 code for a protein of 369 amino acids. The record is from RefSeq and is a predicted model, not a curated record. Lineage: Eukaryota; Viridiplantae; Streptophyta; Magnoliopsida; Myrtales; Myrtaceae. The transcript has 3 exons.